Molecule: messenger RNA, 338 nt
Organism: Penaeus monodon (black tiger shrimp)
Lineage: Eukaryota; Metazoa; Arthropoda; Malacostraca; Decapoda; Penaeidae
Product: heterochromatin protein 1-like
Source: RefSeq, a predicted model, not a curated record
GCGAUGUCAGGGACGCGACGCGGAGUUGUUUACUUCGCGCACAUGCGGCAGAGGAGCCAGGGAAGGAAGCACGGCCUCCAAAAGACUCCCAGCACCUCCUGCCGCGCCACCCGAGCACCAAAGAGGAUACCUUUGACCCCGCCUCCGCACAAGAGCUACAGUGAACCUCCGCCAUGGGGGACGAGCAGAACAACCACAACGGCGAGGCUGAGAGGAAGGACGAGGACGUGGGUGCUGAGGGGGACGAGACCACGGAUGACGAAGGGGGUGUGGACACACCGCCUCCUCAGGACAGGGACGAGGAGGACCUGCAGCCCGAUGAAGAAGGCAACUAUGAG